UGGUUCACGUCGGCGACGACAACGCAAUCCAUUUGUACAUAAUCCGAUCCCAAUAAUCGAAUUAACUAAGAAAAGGAUAAUUCGACAUGUCGUCGUCCCUUGAACUUGUCGGCAAGAAGAUUGGCCCUAUCGGCUUCGGCCUGAUGGGCUUUACCUGGCGAGAGAGCCCCCCACCACAGGAGCAGGCAUUUGAAGCGAUGCGUGCCGCUAUCGCCAACGGCUGUACGUUCUGGAACGGAGGCGAAUUCUACGGACCUCCAGAGUACAACAGCAACGUCCUUCUUGAGCGAUACUUUGAGAAAUACCCCGAAGAUGCCGACAAGAUCGUUCUCAGCAUCAAGGGUGGUGCGGACCUCAAGACCAUGAAGCCCGAUGGUACCCCGGAGGGUGUUCGUCGCACCAUCGAUCACACCAUCAAGCAACUCAACGGCCGCAAGAAGCUCGACAUCUUUGAAUACGCACGUCGUGAUCAGAAUGCCGACUUCAAGCUCACUCUCGACACCGAAAAGGCCGAAUAUCUUGACACUGGCAAAGUUGGCGGAAUUUGCUUGUCCGAAGUCCGAGCUGAGACCAUUCACGAGGCGGUCAAGCACAUCAAGGUUGUGGGUGUCGAAGUCGAGUUGUCUCUCUUCCAAACCGAAGUCCUCGAGAACGGAGUCGCAGAUGCUUGCGCUAAAUACAACAUCCCGCUCAUCGCCUACUCUCCCAUCGGCAAGGGCAUGCUAUCAGGCAAAAUCCGCACCGUCGAUGACAUCAAGGGCUUCGAAAUGCUCAAGCACUUCCCACGCUUCCAGCCAGAGAACCUUGCCACCAACCUAAAGCUUGUCGAACAAGUCGAGGCCAUGGCCAAGAAGAAGGGCUGCACCCCGGCGCAGCUGGCUAUCAACUGGACCAUUGCGUUAGGGCGCCGUCCGGGCAUGCCAGUUAUCAUCCCAAUUCCUGGUGCGACGACCGUGGAGCGAGUCGAGGAGAAUAGCAAGUUGAUCGACAUCACGGAUGAGGAGAUGGCGGAGAUUGAUGAGACGUUGAAGAACUUCACCACUGCGGGUGCGCGUUACCCUGACCAUGUUCCCACCGACACGUGAGGACGUGAAUACGCGGAGGAAGUGGAAGGACGCCCCGGGAAUGGCCAGAUGUGGGACUUCUGAAGCAGAACGGAAUUCAGUUCUAAAUAUGACAGUAUGCUAGCGUUCAGUAUCAUGAGUAUAACUAAUUGAGCAAUCAUCCUCAAAGCAUUGCAGCUCAGGUUUGUAUGGCAACUUGAUCCUCUCGCGCACUUGCUGUCAACCGUUGACUGCCGCACCGGAGAUCGUCACGGUAAUCGUAGACGUUCGGCAAAAUUAUUUCAUGAUUUUCGAGAAAGAUCCUUUCCAGAUGUGUGAUGGGUACAAAAAUCCCCAAACGCCAAGUUCUUUUGCAUGCCAUAGCGACGACAAUAUUCUUCAUGUGACGUACGAAAACAUCCCCAGC
Molecule: messenger RNA, 1470 nt
Organism: Dissoconium aciculare CBS 342.82
Lineage: Eukaryota; Fungi; Ascomycota; Dothideomycetes; Mycosphaerellales; Dissoconiaceae
Product: aldo/keto reductase
Exons: 3
Coding region: 87-1085 (332 amino acids)
Cellular component (GO): cytoplasm
Source: RefSeq, a predicted model, not a curated record